Molecule: messenger RNA, 1321 nt
Organism: Pieris napi
Lineage: Eukaryota; Metazoa; Arthropoda; Insecta; Lepidoptera; Pieridae
Exons: 1
Coding region: 310-1281 (323 amino acids)
Source: RefSeq, a predicted model, not a curated record
UACGUUAAAACUUAAAAGCAAAUUUUUCUCAUUAGAAAUUUGUUAUUGCAUUUUAAAUUGAUUGUUAAAAUAUAAAAUAAGUAACCUUUUAAACUUAUGAUAUCUUGAAACUAUAAUUUAUCUAUAAUAAAUCAAUAAAUCAAAUAAAAGACAUCAAAUAAAUAAGGACAUCAUGUUUAUUAUGUUUUUAUAACUAAGCAGUGUUUAAUUAUUUGGCGUGAUUGGGCAAGAGUCAAGAGAUAAUAAUAAUCGUAUGAUUUAUUGAAUUGAUACAUUGAAAUAAAAAAACAUUUAUUUAAUUUUAAAAGUAUGGAAUUUAAUAAUACUAGUUGUGAACCAAUGGACAUAGAUAUAAGUUCUAACUCAGUCAGUGCUAUGGAGAUUUCAUAUAAUGAAAAUAUUAUAAUCAAGACUGAAGAUACAUGUGAUAAUACUAACAUGACACUUAGCCCUAAUAUCCAGCGCCCUGAGACUAACUUCAAAAAGUUAGUAGUCAAUUUAGAUGUUAAACAUGCUAAAAGGAAAAACAAACAUAAUGUUCUUUAUGCUCUUGGAAUAUUCUUUCUAUUAUUAUCGUUAACUUGUUAUCAUCUAAAUAUUAAUUACCAAUGCUAUGAAAGAAUCAACACUGAAAAAAUAAGACAUAAUCUAUUAAAUAGAAUGUAUGGACAGACUACUGCAGCAACACAAAUUAUGAAAACAUUAGAAAGUGAUAUGAAAAAUAAAAUAUUAAUAAUGUAUGGAGGAACUGGUGUUGGCAAGAUAUUAGCAGUUUCACUAAUUUUAGAAGAUAUAUUAAAAUAUGCAAAUGUAUAUCACUACACAAUGCUAAAUUUAAUUGACUUAAAUGCAUCUGAUCUUCUAUUUGGAUUUACUUGGUGUCAGUCAUCCAUUGUUAUUGUUGAUGACCUGAGACAUAAUGAUUUAUUUUCGAUAAAAGACUUUAUUAAAACUUUAAUUACAAAGAGUGAAAAGCUUAGCAGAAAUCUGACUGUUAUUUUAAAUUAUAAUUGUGAUAUAAUGGACUCACAUUUUUCAUCUAAAUGUAAUACUAACUUUGCAAGUGAGUUGAAAAAUAAUUUUAGCGAUAUUUAUAUAGAAAAAAGUUUUAUAGAGUUUAACCAAUUAGACAACAAUGUUUUGAGAAAAUGCGUUGAACAUGAGAUGGGCAACAAAAAAGUUACGGAAGAGCAGAUGACGCAUAUAUUGAGAAACUUUGAUGUGGUUCGAGAUGGUUGUAAAGGUGUACAUCAAAAGAUAAAAUAUUUGAGUAUAAUUUGAAAAGGUAUGAAUGUUUAAAAAUUAAAGUAAUUAAUCAGUA